This is a messenger RNA of Durio zibethinus, 2086 nucleotides long. RefSeq names its product protein IQ-DOMAIN 33-like. NCBI's taxonomy places the organism in Eukaryota, Viridiplantae, Streptophyta, Magnoliopsida, Malvales, Malvaceae. The record is from RefSeq and is a predicted model, not a curated record.
GGACAAGUUGCUGCCAACUUGUCCUAAUAAUCUAAAUAACUUUAGGAUAAUUAUCUAACUCAAAAGUUCUUUAUAAAAGAAACACUGCCUAAAGUAAUUGACAUGUUUUUCAUAUUACAAAAUGAGCAGCUGAAAUCCAAUAAGAGUCACUGAAGGGCAGGAGCAGUAACCAGAAAGCAACAGACAUAACCCCAAUAGCAAGCAAACUUUUUUAGCCCAAUCUGCUGCAAGCCAUGUGCAAAAAGUGAUAUAAAAGCAAAAAAAAAAACUAUGCAGUCCCUCAAACCAAUCUUUUCUAUAUAAUCUUUACUUUUUAUCAGUUUCUAUUAUUUUGUGAUUUUAAAGGACUAAGUCCAGCUCUAAAGCUCUGAAGAUUCAGCAGGUUUUCUAUCUUGAUUACAGGUAACAUAUGGAUUAUUGUAAUACUAAAUAGUGAAGCCUGGCCUGCUAGAAUAACUGACUGAAGAAUGUCACAGGCAUUUUUCAGCUUGUUCUUCUUUUCUCAAAACCAAUAAUGAUUCAAGGAAUCUCUUGUGGUUGUCAAUAUAAUUGGAGACCGCAGGUUUGAGAAAAUAUAUUCAUUGAAUUGCUCAAUUAAGAAAUUGAGAUGGGUAUCACUGGAGAGAUGGUUAGAAGUGUCUUCUAUAGGAACAGGUCCUUUGGGACUCAAGUCAGCAGCCCUGCAAGAAGUAAUGUGACCGACAAGAAAAGAUGGAGUUCAGUCAGAUCAUACCUCUGCGGCAAUGAAUUUAAUUCAGUCCCUGCAGAGGAAGAUUCAACUUCAGUUAAGAGCUCGGAAGCCACAGUUACACAGCCUAUACCAGAAGGCUUAAGGGACCAAGGAGAAAACCAGAUUGAUGAGACCAAGCUAAAUAUACCAGAGGAAAAGCAUAACUCAAUUUCCAAACUUUUCCAUGAAGAAGAUGCAGCCAUGGUUAUUCAGUCAGCAUUUAGACACUUUCUGGCUGGGCGUCAAGAAACAGAAAUCAAAACAAAAGAUGAUAAACAGGAGCCUCUCACGGGGACCCAAAGUCCAAAUAGGGAGUCUAUUGGUACGUCAAUUGAAGUUCAAACUGGAAAUUCUAGGGAAGUUUUCUCAGUUCAAGAAGAAAGCAAGGCAGUACAUCAACGACUACAACAAAAACCAAGAGCUCAGGUUUUGAGGAUAAAGGAAGAUUGGGAUGAUAGCACAGUGAGUAGUAACAUAUCAAAAAUGAGGAUUCAGAACAAACUGGAAGCAAUGACUAGGCGUGAGAGAGCUCUGGCCUAUGCGUUUUCACAACAGCUGCGAAUCUGCUCUAAGAGAAAACAAGCAAAACCCGAUGGCACGGAACAGAAUAUGAGCUGGAGCUGGCUAGAACGGUGGAUGGCAACCCGAGUUCCAGAGAGCUCAUUAGGUGAACGCAAUACGAGCAAACAAUUUGAACCAGCGGACAAUAAUCGAAGAUUUGUUGUCAGGAAAGGAAUUGCAGAUGUAGCAGGUGAAGAGAAAGAAAGUUGCGGAUCUAAUGAAGUAUCUGUCCAGCUAGAAAGCUUAUCAGUGACAACUCCGAAGGAAAAAGAUGGCUACAGGCCAUCAAAGAACAGGCUUGAAGCUACAAGAAGCAUAUCGAGGAGGAAAACUGCACCAAGCUAUCAGCUAUCAAAAGAAUCUGGCAAGGUAAUCAAGAAAGAUGGUUCAGGUGAGAGUGUAAAAUAUAGAAGGCACAAGAGCAUGCUAUUAGGAGGCCAGAAGGAAAUCAAAUGCAACAAUGCUAACGAUCAACUGUCACUGGAUCCUUCAGCCUCUUGACCUGUGGAUUUUUAUUAUGCUAAGAGAAAAAUAAUUUAAUGCUAGUGCUAAGACAUAAUCUAUUUUAUAUGUGGCUUCCAUAAAAUGGUUGAAUUCCCUAAGAACCGUUAUGGUAUGUUGAUAAAGUAUGAUCUUUUAGUUUCAGUGAUCAUGACUUAAUCCUGGCCACCGCAAGUGCCAAAAUUGUUGACUCCCCCUGUAAAUAAUGUCACUAAACCAUUGUUUAAUCUGUAAAUUCCUUGAGCAUUAACUACUAAGUAUCAAACAAUGAAGGCUCCUUUUGUAACUGAGCUU